Molecule: messenger RNA, 1584 nt
Organism: Chaetomium globosum CBS 148.51
Lineage: Eukaryota; Fungi; Ascomycota; Sordariomycetes; Sordariales; Chaetomiaceae
Exons: 1
Coding region: 1-1584 (527 amino acids)
Source: RefSeq, a predicted model, not a curated record
AUGAAGCUUUUACUUCUCUCAACAAGCUGUGUGCUAGCAGCUGCUGCGACAGUAGGUCGGGCAAAAUGCGCGUCAGUUCACUCGCUCAGCAGAACACCGGCUUCAGCUAUCUCCCACCCCCAUGUGCCUCAAUUUGUGAGCUACUCUUUCGAGCCGGCCUUUUGGACCGAAUUCUUCGGCGAGCCAGAUUCUCCCCGAGACUUGACUUUCAAUCUCCUCAAUCAUCUACACGAGCGCGGGGCUAGACCGAUUAUCCGUGCAGGGGGCAUUACCAUGGAUAGCAUGGUGUUCGACCCCAGCCAGAAACUAUCCGUUGUGCGCACAGAGAACGAGAAAGGGGGGAUAUACAGGACGACCGUUGGCCCGUCGUUUUACCAGCAGUGGGAUAACUUCCCCGAAGGCACGACCUUUGUGUCUACGCUCAACUUCGGCAACAACUCGGUCAGCAUUGCACGGGAUCUUGCAGCAGCAUCAUACCAACUCCAACGAGACAAGAUCACAUACUACGAGCUGGGGAACGAGCCCACCAACUACCCCACCAGCCGCUGGAACGCGAGCACCAAAGCCUACAUCUCCCAAUGGCAGGCCUUCACCGCCCAGAUUGACGCAGCCAUCUCCAACGACAGCCACGGCCGAUGGUGGGCAUCCAGCGCCACCACCGACAUCACGCCGCUCAAAGUCCGCCCCAGCGACCUCAUCCCGGCGGGCGUCAACUCGACGGGCCAAGUCGGGCUGUACUCGAUCCACUCGUACGCCUUCGCCACCUGCGACCCGGCGCGGGCCGCGCGCGCCACCAUUCCCAACAUCCUCAACCACACGGACCUGGUCCGCUACGCCGACGACGAGCUCUACCCGUCGGCGCGCGCCGCCAUGGACGCCGGCGCCCGCUGGGUCGUCGGCGAGUUCAACUCCAUCGCCUGCAGCGGCAAGCCCAACGUGUCGGAUACCUUUGCGCAGGCGCUGUGGACGGCCGAUGUGGAGCUGUUGUACGCGGUGAGGAAUGCGUCGAGUGUGCACCUGCAUCAGGGCGCGACGCUGGCGUUUCAGAGUGACCAGCAGUUAAAUACGCCGGGGGAUGAUGGGAGCCCGGGGUUUAGUAGUUAUUCGUUGCUGUAUCCGGUGGAUUCGACGAAGCGCGGGGAGGCAAGGGUGUUGCCGGUGUUUGUGUCGCAGUUGUUGGUGGUGGAGGCGUUGGCGGAGGGGGGGAGAAUUGCGGCGUUGGGGACACCGGCGGGGUUGAGGGAGCAGGAGUUUUCGGCGUAUGCGGUUUUUGAUGGGAGGGGGGAAAGGUUGGCGAAGUUAGUUAUUUUGAACAUGAAGCCGUAUUACACGGGGCAGGAAGCUGCUCCGUCGACGCUGUCAUUGGAUAUUGGGAAGCACGACGGGGCCACGGUCAAGCGUAUGACGGCUCCGUUUGUGGAUGAGAAGGACGCUGCAAAGGUUACUUGGGCAGGUCAGUCGUUCAGGAAUGGGCAGGCUGUUGGUGAGGUGGCCGUGGAGCGUCUUGGGCGGGAUGAGAGGGUGACGGUAAGAGACAGCGAGGCGGUCCUUGUCACGUUCGAGGGUGCCGGUUUGCGGCUCUGA